CUCCAGAAGAAAAUAUUUUCGUCAACAAAAAAAAUAAAUAUUCCCAUGACUUCGUAAAAUAAAACAUUGCUGGACAAAUAUUGCCAUGGAUCCUAUGUUUUUGGCAUAUAGUUACUUCAGAAGGCGAAAAUACCAGAAAUGUGAUGAAAUAUGUUCUCAGCUACUAGAGAAAAAUCCUUAUGACCAGUCAGCAUGGGCAUUAAAGACAAGAGCCUUAACAGGUCAAGUAUAUGUCGAUGAAGUAGAUGUUGAUGAAGAAGGUAUAGCAGAAAUGGUUAUGGAUGACAAUGCUAUAGCCACUGUAGCUCGUCCCGGUACUUCUUUAAGAAAACCUGGCACAGGUCAAGGACUACCUAGUCAAGGUGUAAGACCAGUUACUAAUUCAGGUCGUCCUGUUAGUGGGUUUGUGCGUCCAGGUACACAGUCUGGUCGACCUGGUACUAUGGAACAAGCCAUUAGGACACCCCGUACAGCGCACACAGCAAGACCUGUUACAAGUGCUUCUGGAAGAUUUGUAAGACUUGGGACAGCUUCAAUGUUGUCUACACCUGAUGGACCAUUCAUUAAUCUAGCAAGAUUAAAUUUCUCAAAAUAUGCUGCCAGACCAAAUUUAGCUAAAGCUUUGUUUGAGUAUAUAUUUCAUCAUGAAAAUGAUGUCAGAAAUGCAUUAGAAUUGGCUUCACUGGCAACAGAGGCCUGUCAGUUUAAAGAUUGGUGGUGGAAAGUUCAACUUGCUAAAUGUUACUACAGACUAGGUAUGUUCCGAGAAUCUGAAUCACAAUUAAAAUCGGCCAUCAAACAACAGGAGAUGAUUGAUUCGUUUCUAUAUCUGGGUAAAGUUUACGUUCGACUAGAUCAGCCACUUAGAGCUGUAGAUAUAUAUAAACAAGGCUUGGAAAAAUUUCCAGGGGAAACAACUCUACUGACAGGAAUAGCCAGAAUACAUGAGGGUUUAAAUGAAUUGGACGAUGCUGUGAAAUUUUAUAAAGAUGUUUUACAUUUUGAUAAUAUGCAUGUGGAGGCCAUAGCUUGUAUAGCAACACAUCAUUUUUAUACAGAUCAACCAGAAGUAGCUCUCAAAUUCUACAGGCGAUUAUUACAAAUGGGUGUUUAUAAUACAGAAUUGUUUAAUAAUCUUGGUCUAUGUUGUUUUUAUGCCCAGCAGUAUGACAUGACGUUAACUUGUUUUGAAAGAGCUCUAUCAUUGGCUGAUGACACAACGUCGGGUGAUGUCUGGUUCAAUAUCGGCCAUGUUGCUUUAGGUAUAGGAGAUGUGAAUUUAGCAUAUCAGUGUUUCCGUAUGUCAUUAGCUAGUAAUAACGACCAUGCUGAAGCCUAUAACAAUCUGGGCGUGUUAGAGUUGAGAAGGGGGCACAUUGAGGAGGCCAGAGCAUUUUUCCAAGCAUCGUUUGUAUUAGCACCACAUAUGUAUGAACCACAUUAUAACUUUGCUGCCCUAGCUGAUCAGUUGGGUGAUCUACAGAGUAGUUAUAAUGCAGCAAAAAGAGCAGUUGAUGCAUAUGAAGGCCAUGUUGAUUCAAAAGAACUUAUCCAACAACUUAAACAACAUUUCACACUUCUUUAAUUUAUUAUUCUUAUCUAUUGUAGAAAUUUUGUUGGUGUUUGUAUUUCCGUCCUAUUCCCAUAUUUCCAUGUCAAGCAGCAUAAUUUAUUUUUUAUUUACCAUUUUACUUUAAAUGACAACUGAAUUUAUGAUUGAAUUUAGAAUAUGUACACUGAUUUGUACAUAUAGAACUGUGUUGAUUAUUGUUUGUCACCACCAGUGGUUUAGCUGCAGUUAAUGCCAUAAGUAACAAUUCUUAAGUUAACCUUCAUUUUUAUUUUUUGGACAAUAUCUAAUUUUUUACAACCUUAUCCAAUAUACUCAGUUCGAUUAAUUUACAUUUAAUUAAGAAAUGAAAUGGGGUUUAACAUCCGACUGUUCUGCUCCGAACUGGACUAAUAAAGACUGGCUUACGCCAUACAGUGUGCUAUGAGAGAAUUUUUGCCCAGACAGCAGUACUACGCCUACUCUUAUAUCGAAUUUCAUCUGUCAAGGGAUCUUUUACAUGCAUGCCAAUUUGUACAUGGGACCUUGGUUUUUCAUACCAUUCAAGCAACUAGACAGCUGUCCUUGUCAGGUCCUCCAUCCUGCAUCACUGACAUUUAAUUAAGAAAACAACAUCAAAAUAUGAAUGGUAGAUAAUUUCCCGGUUUGGUUCCGAUUUAAUUAAAAAGAGGCCAUAUCUUUGUAAAUACUGAAUGGAAUUGAACCAUUUUCGGACUAAUAAUUUCAUUUAGAGAUUCAACUUUUACAAUAUUGUGGUUUGCACACGAUUCACAUUCCUUCAAAUGCCAGUAUGAGACUUUCUUAUGUAUAAAAUACCCACAAUAAAUUCAAACUUGCAAAUAAUGUUCAGGUUUGUUUUGAUUCCUAAGCUAUUCACAUACAGCUAGGUUCUGGGGCAGAACAAUCUAGUUAUGUAAACUAUACUUGUUAAUUGUUCCUGAAAUAAAAACAUAAUAGUGUUAAACUAUCCUGGUUAAUGAGUCAGUAGAUUGGUUUACAGAAAUUCUUACUGCAUCCUAAAAUCAGAUUCUGUAAACAAAAAAUCCCCAAACAAACAAUAAUAGAAGGCUGAAUACCAGGAAGAAUUAUGUUUUAUUUGUCAUUUGGCCAAAAAAUAAAAUUUCAUGCAUAAAGUAUGGUAGAUUUGUUUGAUUUAUGAGUAAAGUAAUCUACAAUUGUGUUGUUCUCACGUCAGCAAUGUUAAACAUUCCGUCCUAAUUUUUUGUGAUAUUUAUGAAAUGUGUCUUUAUUGCUUUACUACACAUAGUUGUACAUUUUUGUUGUUAUUCAAAAUAAUGUGUUAUAUAUGUAUAUAAUAUAUCAUGAAAACAUAAAGAACUAAAACAGCAA
Patella vulgata (common limpet) is the source of this 2920-nucleotide messenger RNA. Its product is annotated as tetratricopeptide repeat protein 8. The coding region runs from base 86 to 1585 and encodes 499 amino acids. Gene Ontology annotation, cellular component: BBSome; non-motile cilium; ciliary basal body. Lineage: Eukaryota; Metazoa; Mollusca; Gastropoda; Patellidae. Gene Ontology annotation, biological process: non-motile cilium assembly. The record is from RefSeq and is a predicted model, not a curated record. Gene Ontology annotation, molecular function: protein binding. The transcript is spliced from 11 exons.